Molecule: messenger RNA, 2843 nt
Organism: Gigantopelta aegis
Lineage: Eukaryota; Metazoa; Mollusca; Gastropoda; Neomphalida; Peltospiridae
Product: SAGA-associated factor 29-like
Exons: 10
Coding region: 156-1109 (317 amino acids)
Cellular component (GO): SAGA complex
Source: RefSeq, a predicted model, not a curated record
UUUGUCUGUGUAAGGAUUUUUUGUAUUCUUGAUAUGCAUUGCAUAUCUUGCAGCAUUAUUUGUUAAAAUAUUUAUUCUAGAAGACUAUUAUGUAUAAGUUAACUUCGGGUAACAUUGGAGUAUUUGGAUUAUGAACUGACACUACACUUAAAUGUAUGAUGGGAAGAAACAAAACUGCCUCUGGUGGGGGUGGUCCCCAGUCUAAUGCAGCUUGCACAAGUCCUGCCCCAGCAGAAGAUAAACCUAGCACCACAGCAGCUGCUGCCGAGAACAAGAUAAAGGACUUGUUGAAAGAACUGUAUCGUUUGAUACAUGAGGUUCAGGAAGAGAGAUCCAGGGGUGAGCACAAUUUGACAAACAUCUCAAAGACACAUGAAAGGAUGCAGCAAGAACAAAGAAUCACUCCUUACUACAAGAACAAGUUAAGAAGUCUUUACAACACAGCAAUGCAAGAUGCCGAAGCAGAGGCUGAAUUAUUACGAAAGGCUCUGGACAAGAUUGGUGAAAUCAAAGGAGCUUCACAAAACAGAAGAUUUGGAGAUUCUGACCGGCCUAAGCAAAUAAUGCGAAGAGGUGUUCUUAUGAACCUUCUACAACAGAAUGCCGUCACUCUGCCAUUGUGGGUGAGCAAGCCAGGAGAAAGCCUGCCGCCGUUAUGUGGAGCAGUGCCAGCAGACAACAACUAUGUUGCUAAAGCUGGAGACAAAGUGGCUGCAAGGGUUAAAGGUCAGGACGGCGAAGAAAACUGGAUAUUGGCCGAGGUGGUUUCCUUUAAUCCAACAACGAACAAAUAUGAAGUUGACGACAUAGAUGCCGAGGAGGGAAAAGAACGCCACACAAUAAACCGGCGGCGGAUUGUUCCACUGCCGAUCUGGAAAGCUAAUCCUGAAACCGACCCCGAAGCAUUAUUUCCUAAGGGAACACUUGUUCUAGCUCUAUAUCCACAAACUACAUGUUUUUAUCGAGCUCUUGUCGAUGAAUCACCAGCCGGGCCACAGGAUGACUACUCGGUGCUGUUUGAAGACACGUCUUACCCAGAUGGGUACUCACCUCCUCUGAUGGUGGCGCAGAGAUACAUCAUUGUGUGCAAGGAGGACAAGAAGAGAUAAUGUCACUGGUGUGGACAGUGUGCCCCUACAGCUCUACUUACAGAAACAUGCUCAAUGAUGUCUGCUGCUUGUGUGUUCUCCACUAUCCUUGCAGUGAUGGGUUCAAAGGACGACUGGAACUUUACCUGUCAGUCAGUUUUAAAUGAAGUAAAUCCCAUUUCAGAGUGCAAGAAAUUACAAGAUUCGUAUGGUAAACAGGCAUACAGGCUCAUUUUUGUAGUGGGACAGGCUGAUUUUUGCCCGAACUAAACAAAAAUGCCUGAAUCUGGAUAACAAACAUUAUUCAUGCCAAACAGCUAUAUAGGGUAGUAAAAAAAAAAUCACUACGCAUUUUUUACAUGGAUAACAGCUAAUAUUGUGGGUAGAAUGAUAGAAAUACAUGCUUAAAAGAUUUCAGGCAAGAUAAUUUUGCCUGCAUAACUCUGUAUUUUUUGCCAGAAUUCAAGAAUUUGCCCCAUCCUCAGUAUCAAAUGCUUAUGAAGGUAGCAUGUGUUCGGUCUUCACCAGAUUGUGAAUUUGAACCCACCUUCAAUAUUCUACUGAUUCCAGAGAAGCAAAACAUUGUUUCCAGCUUGCUUAUUUGCAGGGAACAUUUUGUUUUCAGUAUUUUGAAUCACAUCAGUUACUCAUCAGUUUUAAAAUUGAUUGGCAGCUACAAUUUUAACAUUUUAGAAUUGUGUAGCGAUCUCUGUAACACAACACACUACUGAACAAAAUGUUCCAGGACUUGUUCUUGAGAAGCAAUAAUCAAAGUGUGGUCUGUUUUGACUUUGAAAUCCAAUUUGUGUUCAACCAUAUAUGAAUUCUAUUUAAUGGCCAUAUAAGUUUGAUAUAGAACUUUUGAUGUCAUUUUAUUGUAUAUAUCACUAAAAGCAUGGUUUAAAAAAAAAAAAAAAAUUACUACUCUGUAUAUUUGAUCCAAAAGAUAGUUAAUUUUGUCAGUGUAGAGGACAACCGUGUCAACAAUUGUUAAAAUCUUCUUUAAUCUUCCUUUUUCUCUGGUAAAAUUCAAGUUUUUUUAUUAUUAUCAUGACAUAAAAAUGCAUGCCACGACAAACUAUAUCAUCUGAUGGUUCUUUUAAACAGAUUUGAUGAUAAUAUUUAUUUACAAUAAUAAAAAUAUAUACAUAUGUUUGUACAUACGGGUGUGUGCGGUUCAUAUAUUCAUUUUUACUUCCAUUUAUUAGGUGUUCAGGGCAUGAAAUCAACAAAUGACAGAUCUUUCAUGCAAAAUCUGUAAUCGUUUGGCAGAAAAUCUGUAAAAAACAAUUAUCACUGAGUUUUUAAAAAAGAAAAUAAGCCUACAUUACCAGUGUGAGAAAGAUACAAUGUAUGCUUUUGAAAUCAGCAUCACAGUCGAUACAAAGUCGGCGCUGUCUUUAGAAGUCUGAAAAAUUCAAAUUUUAUACCCUGUGUUUGUAACAGUACAAGUACAUAUGGCAUUGCAAUGUUUUAAGAUUUUGCUCAGAUACUUUCUGUUUGUUUGUAUUUAUUCUGUGUUGAGUUGUUAUGUGAAAACAGUUCCAGAAAUUAUCUGAUAAUGUAGAUUUUCCAAAGUAACACUAUGUAUGCUGGAAUUUGUUUAUUGCAUUUAUGGCCAUUUAUUUCAAUUAAUUUCAUGUGUGUUAGCACAACACCUGUCUAUGUGAUUCUUUCUGUAUUUAUGGAAAUUUUGUAUCAUAAACACAUGUGACAAUUAUGUACCUUGAAACAAUUAUAACUCAUUAGAUGUAA